This is a messenger RNA of Syngnathoides biaculeatus (alligator pipefish), 7548 nucleotides long. RefSeq names its product zinc finger protein 462-like. Gene Ontology annotation, biological process: regulation of gene expression. The transcript has 10 exons. The record is from RefSeq and is a predicted model, not a curated record. Lineage: Eukaryota; Metazoa; Chordata; Actinopteri; Syngnathiformes; Syngnathidae. Gene Ontology annotation, cellular component: nucleus. The coding region runs from base 140 to 7066 and encodes 2308 amino acids.
AUUGUCUUGCGGCACGCGAUGGUCAGUCGUCACUCGCGCGAAAAAUGGCGGAAAUGUGUGCUGCUUUAGGAAGAUCUUCUAUUCGAGGCAUUGCGGUAUAAACCUCGAGCCCUGGACCAAAUCCAGGUUUGUCACUGUGAUGACCUCCUGCAACGGGAUGCAGAAAGAAGACACUGAUGAAAACACCAUGCACAAUGAAUCCACCCCUCAAGACCUGCCCCGCCAGUCAUUCCAGUGCAGCCGUUGUCCACUCAACUUCAAGUCCAAGGUCUUCCUGUUUAAACACCUCACUCACGACCACGGCUCUGAUCUAGAUUUGAAUAACUAUGCCAAGAAAGCCUCUCCUAAAAGGUCUCCUGAAAGCCCAGUUGCUGGUCUUCAAACCAGUCCCUCAGAGGUUUUGAACCACCAUGAUGAUGGAAAGAUUUUGAACGAUGAUGUAACCCAAAUGCCAGAGAUUGAAUUAUUGGCAGUGUCAGCCAGCCAUCGUGAUCAAGGUGAACGUGAAGAGGUACAUUUCCUUUCUAUCUCAAGAGAGACUUUUAACUCGUCUAAAGAUCUGAAGACAUAUAAGAAGACUCUACAUACGUCUACCAACUGCAAUUACUUCACUGUCACCGAUAACCAAGACAUGUCAGACAAUGAACCAGACAACGCGUCAGAUGAUUUUACCUCUUCCCAGUCCAGAAUCGACAUAUCAAAUAACAUGACUUACUUGCAGGAGGACCACCUCUACCAUGCAGAUUUGAUGCGCCCCAUCUUUCCACCAUCUGGUUUGGAGAGCAAGAGAACCUCCAACGUGGACAAGACAACACUAGAUUUGACAGACAAGAAGGAGCUGUCCUUCGAAGUAAGUGAAGACGACGAAGACAAGCGGGUUAGCCCCUCGACCUACAGCUGCAAGCACUGUAGUCACAAAGAUGGCAGCUUAAAACACAUGUCUGUUCAUUACCAUACAACCCACCCGUACAUACAGUGCAAUUCCGACUACAUCCAGGACUGGAAUGAUCGAAGUGCCACUUUCCGAUGUUUAAUGUGCCCCGUUGAUUUCCUGAGUGAAGACGACCUCAGGAAGCACUGCAGCGACGAGCAUGCUGGGUCCCCGGAUAUUUUCACCCUGGAUCUACACCAAAUGAACUUUGUGUUUAAAUGUUUCACCUGUGUGUUUACUACCAAUUCUUUGGAAGUGCUUAAAGUGCAUUACAAAGAAACGCAUCCCAUGGACAAAACACUUAACACAUUAAUGUUCCUCAAAUACAUUUCGACUCAACGUCAAGAAGACCUUUCUCCUGUCAAGACUCACAGUCUAGAAACUACGGAGCCCAAUGAAGCCUUGUACCAAUGCAACAGCUGCCCAUUUCGUCACAAGUCCAUCAUCGUCUUGCAAGUCCAUUACCAAAAAAUUCACCCCGAAGAAGCAGUCACCAUUGACAAGAUCAAACAACGGACUGGUGUUGCACAGAAAAAGAGGUUAAAAUGUCCAAGCUCAGAAGGACAAACAAAAUCCAAGGACAAAGUUGAGACCCUUCAAGCUAAGUCAGAAUCCUCUUUACCUGAGAGAGCCAGAGAGAGCUCAGAAGCUCAGACGAAGACUAAGCACAAAGUUAAGAUCCUUGAAGAAAAGGCAGAAUCUUUUACACCCAAGAAAGCUCAAGAAAGACCCGAAGCUCAAUCGAAAACCAAGGACAAAGUUAAGAUCCCCAAAUCCAAAGCGGAAUCAUCUACACCAGGGAAACUUGAAGAAAGCUUAGAAGCCCAGAUGAAAACAAGGGAUAAAGUGGAGAUCGUAGAUUCAGAAUUGUCUUCACCUGAGAGAGUUAGAAAAAGCUCUAAAGUUCAAAUGAAAACUGAGGACAAAGUUAAGAUCUUAGAAGCUAAAUCAAAAGAUCUUAUAACAGCGAGAGUCAACUCCCCAGAGGACCAAAACGAAGUAGUUGAUUCCACCCCUGAAGAAACUCAUAAAGCUGAGGUUUCUAUCCAGAAUCAGGUGGUUGGAACGUCCUCUCUCAAUUCCUUUGCUGCUAAAUGUAAGGAAAUGAAGGUGAAGCGCAAAUUGACAUCAAACAUUUAUGCGAGUCCAGAGAAUUUGUAUUUCUGCUAUAAGUGCAACUAUGGGAAUCCUACAAUCAAAGGAGUGAUGGUCCACCAGUUUCGAACACACAAUAAACUCAGGACCACCAGUGAACACAUUGUGGCCUACACGACUAAGAUUCACAAUAGGUUGCAAAAAUCCGUUCCUCACACGGAGGAUCCGUCCUUUUCUCCCUUGCUGCCUCUUCCCAUCUUGAAUGAGGGUGACGAGCACACGUUUUUCUGCCACUUUUGCCAUUACAGGCGGAGCACUGUCUCUAAGGUGGUCCAGCACUACGUCAGGAGACACAAUGGCAUGGUGGCCACGCCCAAAGAGAUUCAAGCAUACACAUUUCGGACUCUGGCGCUGUUGCAAAAAACAGAUGUUUACGAGGAAGCCAGACAUAAAAAGACACCAAACAAACAACAAGUCCGACAGAAGUUCAAGAGCCUGCAUUGCAAGGGUUGUGCUUACAAGACUCACAAUGCAAGUCUUUUGCGGGUACACAUACGCAAGUGCCACAGAGGAAAUCACUCCAGUUCAGGUGUUCUAAAAGUGUAUCUUAAGCAAGGGAAUGUACAAUCUGGCUACCAGUGCGAUCUAUGCUCAUUUUCCCACCAGAAAUCCACUGCGUUGUAUAAACACUACCGCCAGGUACACCCCGAGAGCAGGUCCAGUCUGGAUUUCAUCACCACCCGGUUAAAAGAAGGCCCUAAAAGCGCUCCUGUUAAGAAGAAAAUCCAGAUAAAACAUCUGAGCAACAGGGAUGAAAGCAAUAUCAGCAAGCAGGAUGAUGUCGGAGGUUUCUCGUGCCGAUCAUGUUCAUUCAAAGGGAGUUCAGCGGCAGAGAUCAUGGACCAUUACCGCGCUGUCCACCCCUGGUGCCUAGAGGAAAAUGGCUUAAUGCCUGGUGUGGGCAGCCGGAACAAGGCAAGCAGCAGCAAGAAUGAGGACGAUCACCAGGAAGUGCUCAGCUGUUUCGACGACUACCAGAUCCCUCUUGAUUCCCCAAGUACGUCACCGGAACACAUCAAGCCACCUCAAUCUCCAACCCGGGAGGACAGAAACAGUGCUUCCAGAGAAUCUGAACCUAGUGUUGAUCCGGAUGAAGCAACCCAUGUGCAUGUUUUCAAGUGUCCGUAUUGCACCUACGUUAACACCAAGCAUCAGGGGGUCCUUACCCACUGUCAGAUGAAGCACUCAGCACUCCAGUCUCGAGCAGACAGCCUGUAUGUGGAUGAGGUGCACUUGCGCAACUGGGAAAGGAAGAAGAAGGGACAGGAAGGCGACGCGUUGCACUUCAGGGGCUACAUGUGUGAACUCUGUCCGCAGACCCAUGAUACUAGGGAGAAGCUAAGGAGACACCGCGUGAAGGACCAUUGCGAAACCUCCCCAGACGCCACUGGUGUGACAAAUGCAACGAAAAUGCAUGUUAUUCCCAAAAGCAUUUCAUAUAAAAUCAAAAUGACACUUUUCAGGUGUCAGCAGUGCACUUACAGCUGCAGCAACAAGAUAGCGUUUGGUCGUCACAUGCGUUUAAAGCACAAGAGUUCUGCUUUUCAGGAAAGUCGCUUCAGCUGCGUCCUGUGCUCUAAUUCCUACUACAAGAAAAAACGCCUUGGGGGCCAUUACAAGGAUAAACACGGUCAGGAAGCUUACCAAAAACACUUUCUAUCACUGUAUGAGCAGGUCCCUGAUACACCACUAGAACCCAAGGACAAGACGGUUACCAGGACCAAAAGACUGGUCUAUAAGUGUCUGCGUUGCCCUUAUUUCAACUCGCGCAUGCACGGUAUGGCCACACACUGCCAGAUGAUGCAUCCUGACUUUAAAGUCCGGAUGAAUGAGUUUGAAAGGAAAGAGAUCAACAUGAGUAGCAAUUACCAGGCGGGCACCAACAACAAGCGAGGCUACCAGUGCAACUUGUGUCUGGGGGUUUAUGUGUCCUUCAAAAAACUCUCUGUCCACUGCGCCAAUAGGCACAAUGGGGCUUCUAAGCAGGAAAAAGAAAACUUCACCUCUGAAGAUCUUCGUUCUCGGGAAUCGUUAUUGGAGGCAACCCCUUUGAUUGAUGCGAAUCCUGAUGGAAUGCUGCAUAAAAAAUUGGAGGAUGAAUACUUUGUGUACAAGUGCUUUCUGUGUUCUUAUUCGUCAGUCAUCCGGAAACGCCUUGGAGGGCAUUACACCAAACGGCAUGGAAAGAGUGCCUUCCUCAAACACUUUGCCCCAUUAUAUCUUCGCAAAGUCAAAAAGGUACAGCUGAAUCCAGAGGUAGCCAUCUCAGAACAACCAGAAAAUCUUCUGGAAGAAGGAGAGGAAUUGCUGUACCAAUGCCAGAUGUGUGAGUACAAAACCUGGGCACGCCGCUACCUUACAUAUCACUACAAUAAUACCCAUAAACUUGAUGUGGUGACUAGAGACAGACUGUUGAAGGAGUACAAUAAACGCAGAAGACCUCCCCCUCAGGAUCUUCCUCCAGACUUGGAGCAAAGUCUAGAAGAUCCUGAGCAGACAGUCCCAACUCAAUGCAAGAAGUGCCCAGACUUGUCCUUCGAUUCACCACAGCUGCUACUCACCCACUACUGUGCUGUCCACCGCACCGAUCGCCGUGUGGACUUCACUGUGAUUCACCCGGCUGGCCGCGCCACGGGCGUAUACCGAUGCAUGCACUGUCACAAGACUCUGAAUGGUAUUAGGAAGCUGGGCCGACACCUUGAUCAGCACCGGGAGAAGAAUUUGUCUGAGAUCAAGGCCAAAAAUAAGAUGGCAUCACCACUUGGGAAGAAGACAGCAAAAUCGAGCACUCUGGACACGACAUCGGAAAGGCUUUCGGGAUGUAAUGCACUACAAGAUGAAGGGUCCCCCUUGACCAUCAGCAUGGUGGCGUCGCCUCAAAAGGCCACUGAUCACGGACAAACUGAUGCAGAGUCGUUAAACGAGUGUCAUGCUUGCAGCCAGUGCCAGCGCUCGUUCAAGUCGCGCAAUGGUCUACGGACGCACAUGCGCAGUCACGAGGCGUUGGCGGCCAUCAAGAAGCUGCCAGCUUCGUUGUCACAGCUCAACCUGAACGCAUAUCUUCUCCACAAGCCCGGGACUAUCCGUCCUUUUCAAUGCUCCAUUUGCUUCUAUCGUACCAACCUGAUGGGCCUAUGGACUAACCAUUUGCUGAAAAACCACCUUGAUACCAUUAUAGAAACCUGUGACAACAAAGAAGAGACCUGCGUGACUCACAGUGCAGACAGGGAUGCUCCGCAUUUAGGGCACAAAGUCGUUAGUGUGGCCAAAACGAAUGAAGGGCGUACCAAAGACUGGUACUUGGAGCCCCCAGAGGUGCAGCGCCAGCUUAGCCACCUGAGCCUCAUGACUCAGAACGGCGCUAGUACCAUGCCAGCCACCAGGCAGAAUGGCAGCAGUGGCUUGUUCUGCUGUGAGAACUGCUCCUUCAUUUCCAAGGACCUACCCAGCAUGCGGCGACACUACAUCAGUAGACAUGGCAGGAAGAUGUUGGCGUGCAAGGACUGUGACUUCUUCACCGGCUUAAAAAAAGCCAUGAAAACGCACAUGGAAACGGAUCAUUCCACCUUCCAGAAAGAAGCUCCUCUGCAAGAUGGCCUGCGCUGCCCCUUCUGCCUCUACCAGACCAAACACAAGAACAACAUGAUCGACCACGUCCUUCUGCAUCGCGAGGAGCGCGUGGUUCCCAUGGAGGUGAGGCGGCCCAGGUUGUCGCGCUAUCUGCAAGGCCUUGUGUUCCGCUGCCACGUGUGCACGUAUACGAGUGCCAGCGCCGACAACCUGCGCUCGCACGUCGCCAAGCAUGAGCAUAUCAAGCCCUACCAAUGUCGCCUGUGCUACUUUGACUGUACCAGGCUGGCUGACCUGGAGGCCCACCUGUGCGCUAAGCAUCAGGUGAUGAGGAACCACGAGCUUGUUGGGCAAGUUAACUUGGAGCAACUGGAGGAGGUGAAGCUCAAAGAGAGUCCUGAAGAUGAGGUGAACGACGACAACAACAACAAGGAGGAGGAACAGAGAUCCAAGGCCGAAAACGCCGAAGACCUUCUCAGCCACUUGAAGGAGACGGACACUAGGAAGCCCACAGAGGAGGAGGGGGAGGUCAGCAACCGUGAGGGAAACCUCCCCGCGAUGGCCCUCGUUAAAUGGGAACAUCAAAACAGCGCUGGCCCAUCUGAGAAGAAAGACGAUGACAAUUCUCAGGUUGCUCUGGGAAACCAUGAAGAACAAGAAAAAGAGGGGAUGGUGGUGGAGGAGGAGCAGAUAUCCAACCCAGAAAAUGCCAAAGACUUUUUCAGCCAUGUGAAAGAGACAGACACUACUGGAAAACUCACGCAGGAGGGAGGCAACAACUGUGAGCAUCGCUUGCCCGAGAUGGAUGUUGUUAAACGGGAGCAUCAAAAUGGCACCAGCCCGUCUGAGAAAGACUGUAACAAUUCCCAGUUAGCUAUGUCGAGCCAAGAAAAAGAGAUGGUGGUGGGGGUGGAAGACAGGAGUUCCAUGGAACAAAAUAGAAAACACCAACUUUUGAAACUGCAGACGCUGAGCCUUGAAGUACACGAGGAGGAGAAGAACCUGCGGCAUAAUCAUGAGCCGGACGAGGAGAAUGGGAUGCAAAGCUCCUUGCGUGGGAAGGAACUUCACGCAGACGUCUUGGAAAGUUCUGCAAAAGCGGCCAAGAAAACACUCAAGGGGGAAACCUCGAGCCAUCUUCUGGCGUUCUCUUUAGAGCAGCUCAGAGAGGACAACACCCACAAAAGGAAGCUAUGCGAAGGACUUAAGGAGGAAGGUAUGAAGGAGGAGGAAGGCCAAGAUGGUGAAGGGCAGAAAAAACGGAUCAAGGUGGAGAAUAAGCGCAUUCAGCAAGAUAGCGAUAUGUCUGAGCUCAAAGAUGCCGCCAAAAUAUUCCCUUGCAGCUUGUGUGGAAGAAACCUCCAGAGCGAAGCGGCACUGCAGAGCCACGCCUCUCGCCACGGAAUGUAGGCCACCAACAUUUCAGCAACAUAACACUAUCAACACAACUCACAUUUCAGACUCGAUUCCUUGGAGAAAAUAAAGUAGAGAGAUUUUCUACAUUUUAAACAUUUUCUAAACGAGCGUUACUUGUUUUUUGUUACACAGCUUUGUUUUGAUAGCUUAAAUAAAGCUUUGGAAACGGUCAUUAAACGUCUGAAAUUUUUUCGCGGGAGCAUUUCUUCAUGUGAAAAACACUUGUAGUACUACUGUAUAGAAAAAAAAGAAACGCUUUAUUUCAUGUUUAGUGUUUUUGUUUUUGUUUUUGAUGGACCAAACAAAACAAAAAUAUAGCAUUCAAGUGCUGCAGGACAUUUUGGCUUCUUAGUGUCUUGUCUCACAUACAAUAAAACGUUUCUUUUUAUUUUUAAUGAUUGAUGAUUUGGUUUUGAUUGAACUGUUUCAUGUAUGCAGGAUGGAUGAAUAAAUGUAAAUGUUUUUGUAUAGUUCAA